This is a messenger RNA of Capronia epimyces CBS 606.96, 1299 nucleotides long. RefSeq lists its product as uncharacterized. Gene Ontology annotation, cellular component: 90S preribosome; nucleus. The transcript has a single exon. Lineage: Eukaryota; Fungi; Ascomycota; Eurotiomycetes; Chaetothyriales; Herpotrichiellaceae. Gene Ontology annotation, biological process: maturation of SSU-rRNA. Bases 1 to 1299 code for a protein of 432 amino acids. The record is from RefSeq and is a predicted model, not a curated record.
AUGCCCAAACGAAAGCGUCAAGAUGAAUUGGAGGACAGAGACCUCGAGAUUGAGGAUCAAGCCCUCCGAAUCAAAGUCACGAGGUUAAAGGCCAGAUUUGACCAGAGCAUCAAGCGCAUGUACUCGGCGUUGAAACUAGCUCGGGGGUUCGAACGUCAGAAACUCGGUCGCCGGCAGAAAGCAGCCAGCAAUGACCCUCAGACUCUUUUACGACUAAGAGAAGAAGUCAUUGUGCUCAAGCAAUUGGAGCUUGACCAAACCGCGCGAAAAUAUCUUCUCAAGCACCUAUUCAAGGCCAAGCGGAUCAGGGAGCAUCCGGCAUUCAUCCAUAUCUACGGCCCGAAUCCUGCUGUUGAACCUACAAAGUCAACUGCAGAGGCAAACGUUUUGGGAAGGUUAUUCAAGUCAACUCCCGUGAAAAAUGUUGUACUGGAGAUCAUGAAAACAAUCUAUGGUGUGCUUGGGAUACCUCAAGCCGGGCCUAGAGGCGAAGCUGAGAGGAAGUCAGCCGCCAGUAGACCAAUCGAGCAAUCCGUGCACUCCAUUCGAGAAGGCGAAUUCCACGGCUUUUCGAGUGACAGUGCUCAAACAGAGGGUACUGCAAACCAUGACCAUUCUUUGGGAUCAGGUUCCGAAGAGGAUCGUCUUCUUGCUAAAUAUGCCGCGGGCAGACUAGCUUCAUCAGAUGAUGAUUCUGAUGGUGGCGCACCAGCAGAAUUAAGACGCUCAGAGAGGAAUGGCAGCAGGCUGAGGGGCGACCUUUCAAUCUCACCCAGUCCAAGUAGCUCCUCAGAUCGCCACCGGCAGGCUAUCGACGAUCAAAGGUCAGAACAGAAACUUACGAAAACCGCCUUUCUACCAUCACUGAGUCUUGGAGGGUACUACUCUGGAUCGGAGUCGGACGAUGAAGACACGUACCAACAUCGUGGCCCAGCGGAACCGAAAAUCAGGAAAAAUCGGCGAGGGCAGCGAGCGCGACAGCAGUUGGCAGAGUUGAAGCAUGGAAAGAAUGCCAAUCAUCUGGCAAAGCAGAAGGAACAGAAUUCCAGAGAUGCAGGCUGGGAUCCAAAGAGAGGCGCAGUGGCCACGGGGCACAAUCCCAGGGAACGUUCCCAAACAGGACGCCAUCAAAAGACAUCGGACGGCAAGGCUACUAGACAGGCCAGGCAACCAAGCUCUAAGGCGAAGACGAGAGAUGACCAAGGCCCACUACAUCCGUCUUGGGAGGCGGCUAGGAAACGGAAGAUGCAGACUCAACCCCAGGCGACUUUUGCUGGAAAAAAGAUAACCUUCGACUAG